This is a messenger RNA of Periophthalmus magnuspinnatus, 900 nucleotides long. RefSeq names its product cilia and flagella associated protein 161 (gene cfap161). The record is from RefSeq and is a predicted model, not a curated record. Gene Ontology annotation, biological process: cilium assembly. Gene Ontology annotation, cellular component: motile cilium. The transcript has 8 exons. Bases 1 to 900 code for a protein of 299 amino acids. Lineage: Eukaryota; Metazoa; Chordata; Actinopteri; Gobiiformes; Gobiidae.
AUGGCUCGGUUCAGGACACGCCGUGCGAAGGUCGGGAACUGGUACGAGGACCUGUGUCUGGAGGAGGAUACUUUGAAAGAGUUUGUAGAGAAAAAGGAGCGGGGAGAGCUAGCUGUGCAGAAAACCCAACUACUAAAGGAACACAUUCUCAAACCGGUGUCUCUGUCUGUGUCCAGAGAUGGCGGGGUGCACUUCGGGGACACGGUGAUGCUGGUGAACAUUGGCAGUGCAGAGAGACAGUGCAGUGCAGUGAGUCUAAACGCAGAGGUGUCCCGGCUGACCCAAAAGCCCACCCCAGGUCUGCUGCCCCCCUGUGAGGUCAGCGCAGGCCCAGCACUACAGCCCUGCAUACGCACUGCUUUUGUCAUAACCAGUGUGGAUGGAAGUUCUGAUGGCACAAAUCUUCACUAUGAGCAAAGCUUUGCCCUGAGAACCACCAGCGGUUUUGCAGGAGGAUUUUUUCUAACCAGUGACAUCUGCACUUUUCAAAAGUGUGCAAAGAAGUCUCGCCUUCAGGAGGUGAGCCUGGAGAUGCAGGGGUCGUUUCUGUCGUGGUGGAAGGUUGUACACUUUGACCCUCAGGAGCGGCUGGAGCAUGAGGGCUUGCCUGUCCCUGCGAACGCUAAGGUGUUAAUCGUCCACUGUAAGACAAACCGGGCACUGGCAGUUCUGGGAGACCAUGUGCUUUGGACCAUGUAUGGGACAGAGUUUGAGCUGACAGCACACACUUUCCUUGACUCUCACAAAGCUGAAGCGGACAACAACCACUGGUGGAUCUGUACCUCUGACCCGGGACAGGAAGGGCUGGUGCUGUUCAACCACCCCAGUGAUCAACAACCACCCGGACAACCUGCUCUGAACGACCAACAACCUGCCCCAAGUGAGGGAGGGCUCCAGUAG